Messenger RNA from Fusarium sp. VM40, 1761 nucleotides. NCBI's taxonomy places the organism in Eukaryota, Fungi, Ascomycota, Sordariomycetes, Hypocreales, Nectriaceae. The record is from the annotation of a GenBank genome assembly.
AUGGACCUCGACAAUCUUCCACGGAUUUUCCUCCUGUCAGCCCAUCUGAAGCCUGAUGAGUUGCAUCGCCUGGAAGAACGGAUCCCGACAUUGACGUAUGACAUCAAUGAGGCCGAGCUCGUGGUUGGCAAGAUUUCGCAGCCAAGGCGCGCCGAAUUUGAGCUGAGGAGAGCAAAACUCGAGUUUGUGCCUUUGGAGCAGUCGCAGACAGGGAGUGAUUAUUCUUCACCAACAUCUCUAGCAAGAGAUUCAGACAAUGGCCCAACCACCAAACGGAGAAGAGUUGUGGAACAAUCGACAGGAGAGACCGCUAUAGUCAAAGUUGUCAAGCUGGCAUGGCUUCUUGACUCGUGGGAGAAGAAGAGACUGCUGUCUGUAGAUCCAUACACGAUCUAUCGAGGUAAUAAAAUUGUGCCAAGCGAGACGAUACCUACGACUGCAUCUAUAUCGCCAAAGGGUUCAACGUCACCAGCGAAUAGCAUUCUAGGACGUGCCUUACUCGAGCAUGAAACGCAGCCAACGAGCAGCUCACCACAUGGCCGCAAUAAAAGACGGCACGAUGCUUCGACGACGUUAUCACAACAUGCACCCAAUCUACUCAACCAAACUACGUCGGAACACGAUAUUGCCCUGCCCUUGAUACCCAAUUUCCUGAAAACAGUGUAUUCGUGCCAGCGGCCUACGUACAUAAAUUCGCCGAAUAACGAAUUCGUAAAGGUUUUGGCAGAAAUAAGAACGAUUCGCCAACUUCGAGAGGAUGAAGUUGGCGAAAGAGCUUACUCUUCAUCGAUUGCUUCGAUCGCUGCAUAUCCGUAUCCACUCAAGAACCCCCAGGAAGUUGCACGAUUACCAGGCUGCGGCGAUAGAAUCGCCGAACUCUGGCAUCACUGGAAGAAGACAGGAGAGUCGGUAGAAGUACGUGAAGCUAACGCUGACCCCAAGAUAUCCACUCUCCAAAUCUUCUACAAUAUCUGGGGGGUUGGAGCCAUUUCAGCCCGCGACUUCUAUCAGAAAGGAUGGAGGGACCUGGAUGAUCUGGUCGAGUAUGGAUGGAACAUGCUCAAUCGCUCACAACAAAUCGGCAUCAAAUACUAUAGCGAGUUCCUACUGGGAAUCCCUCGGGAAGAAGUCGCGUCUAUCGGCGCCACCAUCUUAGAACACACCCGUAGGAUCGACCCAGGGUUCGAGAUGGUCAUUGUGGGAGGUUACCGGCGAGGCAAGCAAGAAUCUGGCGAUGUUGACGUUGUCUUGAGCCACCGAGACGAAAGCAAGACGCUGAAUGUGGUAUCUAAGAUUGUCGUGGCCCUCGAGAAAGCCUGCCUCAUCACACAUACACUCACCCUCUCUACCCAUAAUAGUGAACGAGGACAACGCCCAGUAUCCUGGAAGGGAGAAAAGCACAACAGUUCAGGCUUCGACACACUGGACAAAGCUUUGGUAGUUUGGCAAGACUCCAGCAAGGAAAACCCACCGCACCGAAGGGUCGACAUCAUCAUCAGUCCAUGGAAGACAGCGGGAUGUGCGGUGCUGGGCUGGAGUGGUGGAACAACAUUCCAAAGAGAUAUACGACGAUACUGCAAGAACGUCAAAGGAUACAAAUUCGACAGCAGCGGGAUACGGAAUAGGGCUGAUGGUAGAUGGGUGGACCUUGAAGGAACCUUAGCCGGCGACAAGGCUCCUGAUAUGGAGACAGCGGAGCGGAGGGUUUUCGAAGGGCUUGGUUUGGCAUGGCGGUCACCCGAAGAGAGAUGCACUGGUUGA